Colletotrichum abscissum is the source of this 435-nucleotide messenger RNA. RefSeq lists its product as uncharacterized. The coding region runs from base 1 to 435 and encodes 144 amino acids. The transcript is spliced from 2 exons. The record is from RefSeq and is a predicted model, not a curated record. NCBI's taxonomy places the organism in Eukaryota, Fungi, Ascomycota, Sordariomycetes, Glomerellales, Glomerellaceae.
AUGAAGUCCUCCACCGUCACGGCCAUCGCCCUCCUCGGCCUCACCAACGCCGCCACCAUCCGCAUCUGCAAGGACCAGACCCUCGGCAACUGCGUCACCACGGACGUCGGCGGCCGCAGGACGUCCCUCGCACCCUCGGAUUCGCCCCUCAGACCUCUCCAGCCUUCGGGCUUCAUUCCUCUCCGCCCUCAAAAACGCGAAGCUGACAAACUUGCUACCGUCUACUUUAUUCCCUUCCUUCCAAGAACGGAGAAGAUGAAACAUUCGUUUGCGCUCCUGUACGUCAAGCGACGGUCGUCAAGAAUAUCUUUCCGAACACAAUUUCUUCAAUCUACUUGCGACGGCAGCUGCGGCGGCGCCUCCUGGACCACUAGAGGUCUCCGGAACACCGUCCCCUCCAACUUCAACGACAACCUCAGUUCCGUCCGCUGCUAG